This is a messenger RNA of Seminavis robusta, 462 nucleotides long. NCBI's taxonomy places the organism in Eukaryota, Bacillariophyta, Bacillariophyceae, Naviculales, Naviculaceae. The record is from the annotation of a GenBank genome assembly.
AUGUUCAUCCAUUGGAGACAAAUCAAUCACAAUGCCGCCGAUGUCAUUGAUGUGGAUACUUGGGAAUAUGGCUUCAUCUACAGCAACGAAUGGACUCAUCAGUGGACAGACUAUGUGACUCGCACUACUGGAAGAUUCACAAGUGCAGCACGGUGCAUUGAUUUGGAAGGAGUCAGCCUUGUCAAGCACUAUUCACGUGCUGCUACUAAGCGUGACGGCAAGAUUAUGAACGAAAUGCAAAACUGUUAUCCACAGAUGCUUGAGAACUAUUACCUCUGCAACUCUCCUGACUGGAUGCAUCUUAUCUGGGUCUUGGUCAAACCUAUAUUGCCUCAGCGUGUAUUGGAAAAGACAAAAAUGAUCUCUCCACAAAAUCACAAGCAGCUGCACAAGUACAUGGAUGAACAUAUGAUUCCAGUGGAGAUUGGAGGUCCAAAUCAGACACCACCAAUGUACUGGUGA